AUGACAAUGGAGAAUGGCAACUCAAUAUCGUUCAUACCAAUGAUAUGCACUCAAGUACACCGGCGUAUCACUGGUUUAACCAGUGAAUUUCACUGGUUCAACCAGUUCGAAGAAAUAUCAGCAUCGGCAACCCCAUGCAGUCCUAAACAGAAAAAAAAGAAUAACUGUUAUGGUGGGUUUGCAAGAAUAUCUACUUUGGUUAAACAAGCAAGAAAAUCAUCGACUCCAACUUUAUUUUUGAACGCCGGAGAUACUUACUUUGGGUCGACGUGGUUCGGUUACUAUGAAUGGAAAAUAGUUGCCAAGUUUUUAAAUAUUUUGAAGCCUGAUGCUAUUUCAUUAGGAAAUCAUGAAUUUGAUUUAGCGCCAAAAGGAUUAAUACCUUUUAUAAAUAACGUGACAUUCCCAGUGGUAACAUGCAAUUUAGACCUCACAAAACAGCAAGAUUUAGCGGUACCAAAUCUUAAAAAUUUUACAAUUAUCGAGAAAAAUGGAAGAAAAAUAGGAAUAAUUGGUUACUUGACCAAAGAAACGGAAACGAUAUCAAGGAUUGGGGAAGUCGUUAUUUUGGACGAAAUAGAGUCAAUAAGAGAUCAAGUAAAAAUAUUGAAACAAAAAGGCGUCAAUAUAAUAAUAGCGCUCGGCCAUUCAGGUUAUGAACGCGAUAAGGAAAUAGCGAAAGCCGUUGAUGGUUUGGAUCUCGUUAUUGGCGGCCACACAAACACAUUUCUGUAUAAUGGGACUGCGCCGGAUCAAGAAGUACCUGAAGGACUUUAUCCAACGACGGUCGUACAGAAUAAUGGACGCAAGGUUUACAUCGUUCAAGCUUUUGCGUACACUAAAUAUUUGGGUAAUUUGUCAAUUGUUUUUGAUUCUGAGGGUGAAAUAAAACAGAUUGAAGGUAAUCCUAUUCUGGUAAAUCACGAAAUUGACAUGGACCAGAAUGUUGUUAAGCAAUUAAACGAUAUGAAACAACCUAUUGUUGAUCUUAUGAGUAAAGAAGUUGGCAAAACGAAAGUUAAAUUAGAAGGGGGAAAAUUACCCUGUCGAGUACGGGAAUGUAAUUUGGGGAAUCUUAUUACCGAUUCAAUGGUUCAAUACAAUACUGGGGUAUACGGAGGUAGCGAUGGAUGGACGGACGCCGCAGUCGCUAUUUUCAAUAGUGGCGCGAUAAAAGCUUCUAUUGAUAAAUCACACCAAAUAACAUCGAAUGAUAUUUAUUCCGUUUUGGCAAAUUAUGAUGUCAUUGGAAAAAUAACUAUUACUGGAAAACAAUUACUGGAAGUUUUAGAAUUUAGUGUCGCAUCUUUGAAACCGGAUCAAGGUCCAGAUUCUUUAGGACGUUUCUUACAAGUCUCUGGACUAAAAAUUGUUUAUAAUUUAUUGCAACCGACUGGUUCAAAAGUCGUACGUGAUUCAACAUUAAUACGCUGCGCUGAUUGUGAUGUUCCAAAAUAUGAGAAAAUAAUAGAAGAUAAAAUAUAUAAAAUAAUAACUGUGGAAUUUCUACACACAGGUGGCGACGGUUUUGAAAUGUUAAAAAAUUUACCAUGGCAGUCUGAUGUAUCGGGAGUAACAACUCGUUAUGCGUUAGUCAAAUAUAUUGAGAAGAAUUCAAUUGUUUAUCCAUAUAUAGAAGAUAGAAUUCAGUUCAUUAUUGAACAGAAGACUGAUGAUUCUACUAAUGAUGGCCAUACUUACAGUAUAGAUAUUAGGGUGUCCGUUAUUUCCCAAGUUGUUAUUUUUUUUUACUGCCGCCCCCUGAACUUUUAUUGUCCAAGUGGUCGAGGUAAUGAGAGUCACGACACAAAACACGACAAGCCUCGUCAGCUGUCUUAUUUUUCCGUAGGGUGUUCGACAAAAUUAAAACGUUGGUCCAAAUCUUUAGGGAUAAAUUUAAAAAUCACAGAUUACAUUUGUCAGUUACAUUUUAAGAAAGAACACAUUAAGGAUUGUGAUCUACUAAAAAUUAGGGAUAUUAUACAUUUUUCUGAUCGACCGAGAAAAUAUCUACUGGACGACGCUCUACCAACCAUCGAACAUCAAUCGAUAGUUGACGACGAACAGCAACAGCCUGUGCAAAUACCAGCGGAUGUAGAUGUUCAGGAGCAAUCAAGUCAUUGCGAUUAUUUAGAAGAGCGGCAAAAAAAUCCACAAGAUACCGAUGAAAAUCAUCGAGAACAAAUAUAUGAACAAACGAGAGAAGAAUUUUCAAAUUCUUUGAAAGAAUUAGCAGAUAGUAUUAUAAGUAGUUAUGUACUGCCAAAAAAUUGGUAUUUUUCAAUGAAUCCACACGGAAUUCACUGUGUUCGCUUUGACCCUGUGAAAAUGCGGAAAACAAAUGAAUUACGUAUAAACAAUAAUAUGUCUGUUACUAUAAUUUGCUCGAAUAACCAAGAAGAGAAUAUCAAUGAAAAAUUAACAUCAAUUGAUGAGCUUCAUAAUUACUUGAAGCAUGUGGAAAAGUGGCCUUUGUGUGUUGGUACUCAGAUGGAAAAAUCGAAAUAUUCGCCGGAAUGCAAAGGAGUAGUUUUUGAUGCAAAUUACUGGACUGAUAUAGCGAAAGACGAAUUAGAAAAAUCGUUGUCAUACUCGUGGAAUAAAAAUAUUGCGAAAAACGUAAUAUUAUUUAUUGGCGAUGGCAUGAGUAUCGAUACGAUAACGGCAAGUAGAAUUUACCAUAAUGGAGAGACAAGUUAUCUUGCAUGGGAAAAAUUACCUCAUGUUGGUUUAUUGAAGACUUACAAUACUAAUAAAAAAGUAUCGGAUUCAGCGUCGACGGCAACAGCGCUUUUUAGCGGCGUCAAAACGAACUACAAUGUAGUUGGUGUCGAUAAUAAUGUAGCUCUGAAUGACUGCGAAAGUAGUUUGCGUUCAGAGUAUCAGGCCCAAUCGAUUCUCGAAUGGGCGCAAAAGGCUGGAAAGGAUACUGGUUUUGUAACGACGACAAGAGUAACACAUGCGACACCGGCUCCUUUGUACGCUCACUCACCGAAUCGUAAUUGGGAAUGUGAAAACAAAAUCCCAGUUGGAGCUAGAAAAUGCAAAGACAUUGCGCGUCAAUUGAUUGAAGAUGAUCCGGGAAGAAACAUAAAAGUUAUUAUGGGCGGUGGGCGCCAGAUGCUUAAAUCUAACGUAACGGGAACUAAAAUAGACCCUAUUGAUACGUGGGCAUGUUACAGUAGCGAUGGGCGAAAUUUAAUAGAGGAUUGGGCGCGAGAUAAGGCUCUGAAAAAGGCCAGGCACCAGAUUGUCCAAAAUAACAAGCAAUUGAGGGCCGUAGAUCCUGAUGAUGUAGAUUUUCUGAUGGGGAUCUUUGCCAAUGGACAUUUGAAUAUGGACUGGGAGAGAGUUGAUGGCCCAGAAGGGCAGCCUAGUCUCGAAGAGAUGACCACAAUGGCAAUUAAGGUGCUGCGGAAGGCGCCCAAGGGUUUUUUGUUAGUGGUUGAAGGUGGACUAAUUGAUUUCGCUCAUCACCGCGGGCAUGCUGCUCAAGCACUCCGUGAAACUGUCAGAUUAUCGGAUGCUAUCAAUGCCACUUUACAGAUGGUCGAUUUAGAUGACACUCUGGUGAUCGUUACUAGUGAUCAUUCGCAUUCCAUGGCCUUCAAUGGGUACGCUGAUAGAAAUUCUUCAAUUUUAGGCAUCGCUCAGAAAUCAAAAUACGACGGAAUACCGUACACUUCAUUGUCUUACAGUACAGGAGGACCUAAUAAUAUGGCCUACGAAAUAAAAAACGGCACAGCAACUCGAAUAGAUCCCAGUAAUUACAAUACAUCAGAUUAUAAGUACAGCCAACAAGCAGCUUUCAUUAGCGACGAAGCUUAUCAUGGCGGCGGCGAUGUUCCGAUUUAUGCUAUAGGACCUUACGCACAUUUGUUUCAUUCAACACACGAACAAAAUUACGUUGCACACGUAAUUGGCUAUGCGGCGCAAAUUGGACCGUACGCCAAUGCUGCUAAUCAGCUAAACCGGAAGUGGAUUGUGAUAAUUACAUGUUCUAUCAUAUAUGUAGUAUACUAUUGCUCAAAUAUAUAUUUCUGAUGCUAUCAGCGAGGAAAUAUUGUAGAAUAUAGCUUAUCUGUGCUCAUUUGAUCUUUGAUUUUUUAUCGAGAUAAUACUUAAAAAUCGCGACUAAUCGCAAUCAAGUAUUUUUUUUUUUUUCUAUCUUCAGUAUUUUUUCUUUCUCUCAGUUAAACUUCGCAAAAAUACCAGUAAAAGUGUUGGAAAUGACUAAUCAUAAAAAUAAGCAAAAGAAGUCUUGGUAACACAGAGGUGUCAAGUGACAUAAUCGCACGAAUAAAGUAAACAUUGAUAAACUUUAUUUUAUCAGUAUUUUUU
This is a messenger RNA of Microplitis mediator, 4341 nucleotides long. RefSeq lists its product as uncharacterized. Gene Ontology annotation, biological process: dephosphorylation; nucleotide catabolic process. The record is from RefSeq and is a predicted model, not a curated record. Bases 1 to 4044 code for a protein of 1347 amino acids. NCBI's taxonomy places the organism in Eukaryota, Metazoa, Arthropoda, Insecta, Hymenoptera, Braconidae. Gene Ontology annotation, molecular function: nucleotide binding; alkaline phosphatase activity; metal ion binding. The transcript is spliced from 18 exons.